Propithecus coquereli (Coquerel's sifaka) is the source of this 12166-nucleotide messenger RNA. It is a transcript of the gene EP400, whose product is annotated as E1A binding protein p400. Gene Ontology annotation, molecular function: ATP-dependent chromatin remodeler activity; ATP binding. NCBI's taxonomy places the organism in Eukaryota, Metazoa, Chordata, Mammalia, Primates, Indriidae. The record is from RefSeq and is a predicted model, not a curated record. The transcript has 53 exons. Bases 111 to 9455 code for a protein of 3114 amino acids.
GAUGCGCCGAGCGGCUGCGGUGCGGCUGGAACCUCACGCCCUCCCGACGCGGCCGAGCGCGGCCCGAGGCCCAGGGAGAACAUCGCAUCGGAUAAAAAAGGGAGGCAAUAAUGCACCACGGCAGCGGCCCUCAGAAUGUCCAGCACCAGCUGCAGAGGACCAGGUCCUUCACCGGCAGCGAGGGAGAGGAGCAGCCGGCCCACGCAAAUCUACCCCCGUCCCCCGCUGCACCCUUCGCCCCCUCGGCCAGCCCCUCUGCACCCCAGUCCCCCGGUUACCAGAUCCAGCAGCUGAUGAGUCGGAGUCCCGUGGCCGGGCAGAACGUGAACAUCACCCUGCAGAGCGUGGGCCCUGUCGUCGCAGGAAACCAGCAGAUCACGCUGGCCCCUCUGCCGCUCCCCAGCCCCACCUCCCCGGGGUUCCAGUUCAGCGCGCAGCCGAGGCGCUUUGAGCACGGGUCUCCGUCGUACAUUCAAGUCACUUCACCCCUGUCCCAGCAGGUCCAAACGCAGAGCCCCACGCAGCCCAGCCCCGGGCCGGGACAGGCCCUGCCGAAUGUGCGCGCGGGCGCCCCCGGCCCCGGGCUGGGCAUCUGCAGCAGCAGUCCCACGGGAGGGUUCGUGGAUGCCAGCGUGCUCGUGAGACAGAUCAGCUUGAGCCCGUCCAGUGGGGGACACUUCGUGUUUCAGGAGGGCUCGGGACUCACCCAGAUCGCCCAGGGAGCCCAGGUGCAGCUCCAGCAUGCGGGAACCCCCAUCGCGGCGCGAGAGCGGAGACUGUCCCAGCCUCAUGCACAGCCGGGUGGCACCAUCCACCACCUGGGACCCCAGAGCCCUGCGGCCGCUGGUGGGGCCGGCCUGCAGCCCCUGGCCAGCUCGGGCCACAUCGCCACGGCCAGCUUGCCCCCCCAGAUCAGCAGCAUCAUCCAAGGCCAGCUGAUCCAGCAGCAGCAGGUGCUGCAGGGGCAGCCGCUGGCCAGACCUCUGGGCUUCGACAGGACCACCGGCGUGCUGCUCCCCGGGGUCGGGGGCACGUCUGCGUUCGGGAUGGCGUCCCCGCCCCCACCCACCAGUCCUUCCAGGACCGCCAUGCCCCCAGGCCUUUCCAGCCUUCCACUCGCGUCCUCGGGGAGCACCGGAGUGAGGAAGGCCCCCAAGAAGUUAGAGGAGAUCCCGCCGGCGUCUCCGGAGAUGGCGCAGAUGAGGAAGCAGUGCCUGGAUUAUCACUACAGAGAGAUGGAGGCUCUGAAGGAGGUCUUCAAGGAAUACUUGGUCGAACUGUUUUUCCUGCAGCAUCUUCAAGGGAAUAUGAUGGAUUUCUUGGCUUUCAAGAAGAAACAUUAUGCCCCGUUACAGGCCUAUCUUAGGCAGAAUGAUUUGGACAUCGAAGAAGAGGAGGAGGAGGAGGAAGAGGAGGAAGAAAAGUCUGAGGUCAUCAACGAUGAGCAGCAAGCCCUCGCAGGGAGCCUGGUGGCAGGGGCUGGAGGCGCAGUGGAGACGGACCCAUUCAAGAGGCAGCAGGCGGUGCCCCCCGCAGAGCAGUCUAAGAGACCUCGACUUGAAGUGGGUCCUCAAGGGGUAGCUUUCCAGCACCCGGGGGUGAACACAGGAGUCCCUCUCCAGCAGUUAAUGCCGACAGCACAAGGAGGAAUGCCCCCCACCCCUCAGGCCGCGCAGCUCACUGGACAGAAACAGAGUCAGCAGCAGUAUGACCCCUCCACGGGGCCUCCCGUGCAGAACGCCGCCAGCCUGCACACCCCGCCGCCGCAGCUGCCCGGAAGGCUGCCCGCAGCCGGUGUCCCUGCCUCGGCCCUUCCCUCCCCGCUGCAGUUGGCUCAGCAGCCACAGGCGGUGGAAGCUCAGUCACAGCUCCACAUCCCGGUGAAGACUCAGCAGCCGAACACCCCCGUGCCAGCGCCCCCACCCAGCCAGCCCGCUGCUCCUCCGCAGCCCGCACAGCUGAGCCUCCAUGUCCCCACGCCCGGGAAGGCGCAGGUGCAGGCCGCUCAGCUUCCGUCCCUGCCUCAGACGGUGACGACAAGGCCACCUGCGGACCCUGCCCCGCCCUGCCCGCGGUCUCUGCCCGCCUCUUCUACCUCAGCCCUGGCGCCUGCGAGCGGCUCGGGCCCGGGACCCUUGCCUGCCCGCUCCUCUCCCGUGAGCAGACCCUCCUCAGCGGCCAGCAAGGCUCUCUCUCCAGUCUCCUCCCGGGCGCCAGGGGUGGCGGCAUCGGCCCCCCCGAAACCACAGAGCCCUGCGCAGAGUGCCACCUCCUCCCAGGACGGCGCCCAGGACAAGCUGGCGGAGCAGAUAGCGCUGGAGAACCAGGUCCACCAGCGCAUAGCGGAUUUAAGGAAAGAAGGUCUGUGGUCCCUGAGGCGGCUGCCGAAGCUGCAGGAGGCCCCGCGCCCCAAAUCCCACUGGGACUACCUGCUGGAGGAGGCGCAGUGGAUGGCCACGGACUUCGCCCAGGAGCGCAGGUGGAAGGUGGCCGCCGCCAAGAAGCUGGUUAGGACCGUAGCACGCCAUCAUGAAGAAAAGAAGCUUCGUGAGGAAAGAGGAAAGAAAGAAGAACAGAACAGAUUAAGACGGAUAGCUGCCUCAACUGCUCGAGAGAUAGAAUAUUUUUGGUCAAAUAUUGAACAGGUUGUGGAAAUAAAACUACAAGUAGAAUUAGAAGAAAAAAGAAAAAAGGCCUUAAAUUUACAGAAAGUUUCCAGGAGAGGAAAAGAGUUGAGACCUAAAGGAUUUGAUGCAUUACCAGAAAAUUUUCUGGAUUCAGGAAUGUCUGGAAGAAAAAGAAAAGCUAGCACGUCUCUGACUGACGACGAAGUGGAGGACGAAGAGGAGACCAUCGAGGAGGAGGAAGCCAGCGAAGGGGCCGUGGACCACCAGGCAGAGCUCUCUAAUUUAGCCAAAGAAGCCGAGCUGCCCCUGGUGGACCUGGUGAAGCUGUACGAAGGCGCCUUCCUGCCGGGUUUCCAGUGGCCGCAGCCAAAGCCUGACAGCGAGGAGACAAGCGAAGAAGAAGACGUGGACGACUGUCUAGGCGACAGGGAGUGUCGGAAGGAUUUGAUUCUCAUCGACUCACUUUUCAUCAUGGAUCAGUUUAAAGCCGCGGAGAGAAUGAAUAUCGGGAAACCGAACACCAAGGACGUCGCGGAGGUCACUGCUGUGGCUGAAGCCAUCCUGCCCAAGGGCAGCGCGCGGGUCUCGACCUCGGUGAAGUUUAACGCUCCGUCUUUGCUGUAUGGGGCUCUCAGAGAUUAUCAGAAGAUCGGCCUGGACUGGCUGGCCAAACUCUACCGAAAGAAUCUCAAUGGCAUAUUGGCCGAUGAAGCUGGGCUUGGUAAAACAGUGCAGAUCAUUGCUUUUUUUGCUCAUCUCGCUUGUAAUGAAGGUAAUUGGGGCCCUCAUCUUGUUGUGGUGAGAAGUUGUAACAUACUCAAGUGGGAGCUUGAACUGAAACGCUGGUGUCCCGGGCUCAAAACCCUCUCAUAUGUUGGCAGCCACAGAGAACUCAGAGCAAAGAGACAGGAGUGGGCCACGCCCAACAGCUUCCACGUCUGCCUCACGUCCUACACACAGUUCUUCAGGGGCUACGCCGCCCUCGCGCGCGUGCGCUGGAAGUGCCUGGUCAUCGACGAGAUGCAGCGUGUAAAGGGCAUGACCGAGAGGCACUGGGAAGCCGUCUUCACCCUGCAGAGUCAGCAGCGCCUGCUUCUGAUUGACGCGCCGCUGCACAACACCUUCCUGGAGCUCUGGACCGUGGUGCACUUCCUCAUCCCCGGGAUCUCCAGACCGUACCUGAGCUCCCCGCCGCGCGCCCCGAGCCCCGAGAGCCAGGACUACUACCACAAAGUGGUGAUCCGGCUGCACAGGGUCACGCAGCCAUUUAUUUUGAGGAGAACUAAAAGAGACGUGGAAAAGCAGCUGGCAAAGAAAUAUGAGCAUGUUUUGAAAUGCCGCCUUUCUAAUCGGCAGAAAGCCUUGUACGAGGACGUCAUUCUGCAGCCCGGAACUCAGGAGGCUUUGAAGAGCGGGCACUUCGUCAACGUCCUGAGCAUUCUGAUGCGGCUGCAGCGGAUCUGCAACCACCCCGGGCUGGUGGAGCCCCGGCUCCCGGACUCGUCCUACGUGGCAGCGCCUCUGGAGCAUCGGUCGGCCUCCCUGACUCUGAGGGCUCUGGAGAGAGGGCUGUGGAAGGAAACGGAUCUUUCUAUGUUUGAUCUGGUCGGGUUAGAAAAUAAAAUCACUCGCCAUGAGGCAGAAUUGCUGUCUAGGAAGAAGGUCACGCGGAAACUGCUGGAGGAGAUCUCCACCUCACCACCCCCGUCAGCCCGGCCGGCGGCAGUGAAGCUGAAGGCCAGCAGGUUGUUUCAGCCUGUGCAGUAUGGCCAGAAGCCUGAGGGCCGCACCGUGGCUUUCCCCAGCACCCACCCGCCCCGGACGGCGGCCACCACCUCGGCCACUGCUGCUCCACAGGGCCAGCUUCGAGGACGGCCACCUGUUGCCACAUUCUCUGCAAAUCCGGAGGCAAAAGUGGCAGCAGCCCCGUUUCAGACCUCUCAGGCUUCCACCAGUGCUCCAAGACACCAGCCCGCUGCGACCUUCAGCACAGCCGCUAGCCCAGCCCAUCCUGCGAAACUGCGGGCUCAGACCGCCGCACAGGCCUCGGCCCCAGGCCCACCCCUGCCCCCGCCCCCGGCCCCCUCGCGCGCGGCCGGGCCGAGCCCCUCGCACGCGGCCGGGCAGAGCGCGCUGCCUCAGAGGCUGGUGCUCACCUCGCAGGCCCAGGCCCGCUUGCCCAGUGGAGAGGUCGUGAAAAUAGCUCAGCUGGCGUCCAUCGCGGGCCCGCAGAGCCGAGUGGCCCAGCCAGAGACGCCGGUGACGCUGCAGUUCCAGGGGAGCAAGUUCACGCUGUCGCACAGCCAGCUCCGGCAGCUCACGGCGGGCCAGCCGCUGCAGCUGCAAGGCAGCGUCCUCCAGAUCGUGUCCGCCCCCGGGCAGCCCUACCUGCGAGCCCCCGGCCCCGUGGUGAUGCAGACCGUGCCGCAGGCGGGUGCUGUGCACGGCGCCCUGGGAAGCAAGCCCCCCGCCGGCAGCCCCAGCCCUGCACCCCUGACCCCACAAGUUGGUGUUCCGGGCCGAGUGGCAGUUAAUGCCUUGGCUGUAGGGGAACCUGGAAUGGCUUCCAAACCGGCCUCUCCCAUUGGGGGACCAACUCAGGAGGAAAAGACCAGACUUCUGAAAGAGCGGCUGGAUCAGAUUUAUCUCGUCAACGAGCGGCGCUGCUCUCGCGCGCCAGUCUACGGCAGAGAUCUGUUAGGGCUUUGUUCCCUGCCUGGCAGAGGAGAGACCCCUUGGCUGGGGUCUGUUGACGGUGGUCUUGGCCCGGGGACCGGGCCAGCAAGCUCCUGUGCGUCGGCCUCCAGGAGGAGGGGCUUGCCGGUGCCGCUGCGGAGUCAGUGCUGGGAGACCCUCCAGGACGUAGUCCACAGGGUGGCCUGCGUGAUUCCUCCAGUGGUGGCAGCACCCCCGUCCCUGUGGGUGGCGAGGCCGCCCCCGCCGUACAGCCGCAGGAUGAGGGUCUUCAGGCAGUGCCUGGAGGAGCACGCUGCUCCCUGCGUCCAGCAGCUGCGGCAGGCGACGGCGCUGCGCUCGCUGCGGUUCCCUGAGCUGAGGCUGGUGCAGUUUGAUUCAGGGAAACUGGAAGCCUUGGCUAUCUUGCUUCAGAAGCUGAAAUCUGAAGGACGGCGGGUGCUGAUUUUAUCACAGAUGGUUCUUAUGCUGGACAUUUUGGAAAUGUUCUUGAACUUCCAUUUUCUUACCUACAUAAGAAUUGAUGAAAACGCCAACAGUGAACAACGACAGGAACUGAUGAGGAGUUUCAACAGGGACAGGCGGAUUUUCUGUGCCAUCCUCUCCACUCACAGCCGUGCCACAGGCAUCAGCCUGGUGGAGGCGGACACGGUCGUGUUCUACGACAACGACCUGAACCCAGUGAUGGACGCCAAAGCCCAGGAGUGGUGUGAUCGCAUUGGGCGGUGCAAGGACAUCCACAUAUACAGGCUUGUGAGUGGCAAUUCCAUUGAAGAGAAAUUGUUGAAAAACGGAACUAAAGAUUUAAUCCGAGAAGUCGCUGCUCAGGGGAAUGACUACUCCAUGGCGUUCCUAACACAGCGAACCAUCCAGGAGCUGUUUGAGGUUUAUUCUCCCAUGGAUGACACCGGCUUCCCAGUGAAAGCCGAGGAGUUCGUAGUACUUUCUCAGGAGCCUUCUGCCUCGGAAACCAUCGCCCCCAAAAUUGCAAGGCCUUUCAUAGAGGCCCUCAAGAGCAUCGAGUACCUGGAGGAGGAUGCCCAGAAAUCCGCAGAGGAGGCGGUGCCCGGGUCGCACACCGGUGUUGUGUCGUCGGACGCGGACGGGUGGAGGUGCGAUGAGGAGCCGUCACAGCUGGAGGAGCUCGCCGACUUCAUGGAGCAGCUUACGCCAAUUGAAAAAUAUGCUUUAAAUUACCUGGAAUUAUUUCAUACUUCCCUUGAGCAAGAAAAAGAGAAAAAUAGUGAGGGCGCGGUCACGGCCGCAGUGAGGGAGUGGGAGUCCCGGAACCUGCAGAGCCUGCGGGAGAGGGAGGCCCGGCUCUGGCUGGCGCAGGAGGAGGCGGAGCUGCUCACCUACACGCGGGAGGACGCCUACAGCAUGGAAUAUGUCUUCGAAGACGCCAGCGGACACGCAGAGGUCAUGCCCCUCUGGACCCCGCCCACACCCCCCCAGGACGACAGCGACAUCUACAUCGAUGCGGUCAUGUGUCUGACGUACGAGGCCAGCCCCAUCCCAGAGGCGAAGCUGCCCCCUGUGUAUGUGCGGAGGGAGCGCAAGAGGCACAAGACAGACCCCUCAGCUGCAGGCAGGAAGAAGAAACAGCGCCAUGGGGAGGCAGUGGUGCCCCCGCGGUCCCUGUUCGAUCGUGCAACUCCAGGCAUGCUGAAGAUUCGCAGGGAAGGGAAGGAGCAGAAGAAGAACAUUCUGCUGAAGCAGCAGACGCAGUUUGCCAAGCCUCUGCCGACGUUCGCCAAGCCGGCAGCCGAGUCUGGCCAGGAUAGCCCUGAGUGGCUCAUCAGUGAGGACUGGGCCCUGCUGCAGGCUGUGAAACAGUUGCUGGAGUUGCCGUUGAACCUCACAAUUGUGUCACCUGCUCACACACCUAACUGGGAUCUCGUCAGUGACGUCGUUAACUCCUGUAGCCGAAUCUACCGCUCUUCCAAACAGUGCCGGAACCGCUACGAGAACGUCAUCAUCCCAAGAGAGGAAGGAAAGAGUAAGAACAACCGUCCUCUUCGCACGAGCCAGAUCUACGCCCAGGACGAGAACGCCACACACACCCAGCUGUACACGAACCACUUCGACCUGAUGAAGAUGACUGCGGGCAAGAGGAGCCCCCCGAUCAAGCCCCUGCUUGGCAUGAAUCCCUUUCAGAAAAACCCCAAGCAUGCCUCUGUGCUGGCAGAAAGCGGCAUCAACUAUGACAAGCCACUGCCUCCUAUUCAGGUCGCCUCUCUCCGUGCAGAGCGAAUCGCAAAAGAGAAAAAGGCCUUGGCUGACCAGCAGAAGGCGCAGCAGCCCGCCGCGGCACAGCCCCCGCCCCAGCCGCAGCCGCAGCCCCCGCCCCCUCCACAGCAGCCGCCCCCGCCGCUGCCACCGCCACAGGCAGCGGGCAGCCAGCCGCCAGCAGGGCCGCCAGCCAUCCAGCCCCAGCCCCAGCCGCAGCCCCAGCCGCAGGCCCCGCCGCAGCCGGCACCGGCCCCAGCGAAGGGGCAGCCUGCGGUGACAACCGUGGGCAGCGCCGCAGUGCUGGCGGGAACCAUUAAAACAUCAGUCACGGGGACAAGCAUACCAACAGGCACUGUGAGUGGGAACGUGAUCGUGAACACCAUCGCGGGUGUCCCGGCCGCCACCUUCCAGUCCAUUAACAAGCGUCUGGCGUCUCCAGUGGCUCCUGGGUCCUUGACUACACCUGGAGCCUCUGCUCCUGCUCAGGUGGUUCACAGCCAGCCCCAGCCACGAGCAGUUGGCUCGCCAGCCACGGCAGCCACCGAACUGGUGUCUAUGGCAACAACACAGGGUGUUCGCGCAGUCACUUCUGUGACAGCCCCAGCUGUGGCCACCACCAGCCUGACCCCAGUGCAGACUCCGACACGGUCUUUGGUGCCCCAGGCGUCCCAAGCCACAGGAGUUCAGCUUCCGGGGAAAACCAUCACCCCUGCGCAUUUCCAGCUUCUCAGGCAGCAGCAGCAGCAGCAACAGCAGCAGCAGCAGCAGCAGCAGCAGCAGCAGCCCUCUCAGGUGCAGGUCCCACAGAUCCAGGGCCAGGCCCAGUCCCCCGCGCAGAUCAAAGCUGUGGGCAAGUUGACACCGGACCACCUCAUCAAAAUGCAGAAGCAGAAACUGCAGCUGCCCCCGCAGCCCCCGCCGCCACAGGCCCAGCCGGGGCCCCCACAGCCGCCGGCGCAGGUGCAAGUGCAGCCCCCGCAGCCCCCACAGCAGCAGAGCCCCCAGCUCACCACGGUCACGGCCCCGCGGCCUGGAGCCCUGCUCACAGGCACCACUGUGGCCAACCUCCAGGUGGCCCGGCUCACCCGGGUUCCCACUUCUCAGCUGCAGGCGCAAGGGCAGAUGCAAACCCAGGCGCCCCAGCCCGCACAGGUGGCCUUGGCGAAGCCGCCCGUCGUGUCCGUGCCGGCAGCUGUGGUUUCCUCGCCGGGGGUCACGACCCUGCCCAUGAACGUCGCGGGGAUCAGCGUGGCCAUCGGGCAGCCGCAGAAAGCAGCAGGGCAGACGGUGGUGGCCCAGCCGGUGCACGUGCAGCAGCUGCUGAAGCUGAAGCAGCAGGCCGUCCCGCCACAGAAGGCCAUCCAACCGCAGGUCGCCCAGGGCCCCGCAGCCGUGCCCCAGAAGAUAACGGCGCAGCAGAUCGCUGCUCAGGGCCCACAGCAGAAGGUCACCUACGCCACCCAGCCAGCCCUUAAGACCCAGUUUCUCACCACGCCCAUCUCCCAGGCCCAGAAACUGGCCGGGACGCAGCAAGUGCAGACCCAAAUCCAGGUCGCAAAGCUUCCUCAAGUUGUCCAGCAGCAGACGCCUGUGGCCGGCAUCCAGCAGGUCGCCUCUGCCUCCCAACAGGCUUCUCCACAGACUGUGACGCUCACGCAGGCUACGGCGGCGGGGCCGCAGGUGCAGGUGAUCCCCGCAGUGACUGCGACAGCCCAGGUGGUUCAGCAGAAACUCAUACAGCAGCAAGUGGUGACUACGGCGUCCACCCCGAUCCAGACCCCAGGUGUUCCAAACCCAGCCCAGGUGCCAGCCAGCUCUGACAGCCCGAGCCAGCAGCCUAAGUUACAGAUGAGGGUCCCCGCCGUCAGGCUAAAGACUCCCACCAAACCUCCGUGCCAGUAGCCAGCACAGCAGGGGCGGCCUCUCAGCCAAGGCAAAACCACCUUCCUCCCAGGAGCACUGCGUUUAUUUCUGAACCUUGGGACAAUGUCAUGUAAGAUAUUCAGCACUUGGAAAGCUACGGUUGAAACAAAGUAGUAUAAUCAUUUUAUUAAAAUGCUCCUACGCUGCAAGAAAAAUGAUCCUUACUGAAGGCCCCUUUUCUGUAUUAUGUGACUAAUUGAAAAAGGUACAGUAAAUUUUUGUCUAAAUCAUUACACCUUUUAGUUUUUCCUCCAGAGCAAUAGUACUGGGUUUUGAAUGCCAUUUAGAAUUUCCCUGUUAGUGUCUAGUAUUUUGCACAUUACAGAAGCCAUUUGCAAUGUGCAGUGAGCAUACAUAGGCUUUUAAAGCUAAAACAUGGUCUUGGAUAGCGUGUGCCAUAGUUCCGUUCUCUCUGCCCGACUGGAGGGCACACCGUGGUCUUCACAGAGGAGAAGCCUGUCCACAGCAAAUUGCCUGAGAUUGGUUUUCAUUCCAAAGAAAACCAGCGUGGUUUUUUCCUUCCCUCAUAAAAUGCGAUCUAACUCCUGAGGGAAACGUCCCAACACCCAUGUAAAUACAUGGGACCUGUCCCCAGCUAUGUUCAAGGGAAAUUUGUUGCUGAAUUUUCAUUCCAAAGAGUAGCCAGUGCGGCCUUCCCAGGCCCCACCCUCUGUGUGAUUCGCUUUGAACUGAAGGAAACGUUUGGACUGAGACCCAUCUCAGUGCAAUCAGGACGGGUCCCCAGCUUUUGGACAAAGCUUUUGUGGACUGAGUGUGUAAACAGCUCCAGGGAACCUUGAGAUGCUUCUGCCAUGGCCUGGUCUGAGCCACGAGGACCACACAAGGGUCAUGUUGUGGCAAAUGUCACAGCCGAGUGCUAGGUGAGGGUGGGAUGCUUGUCACCGACACCUCCUUGCUGCCAUGACUAGCCCAGGCUUGAUCAGGGGAGCUGAGAAACCUUUGUCUAAGGUGGCCCGUUUGUGAAUCCAGACGUGUUAACCACAGCAGUGGCCUGGUCAGCUCCACCGUGGACGUGUGACGUCAGAUGCUCUCUCAGACAGGUGAGCUCACUUGUGGUUCUGCCAGUCAAGUGAGAAACCACCCGAACUGUUUGUGGAAGGUAUGCUGUUGAGGGAAAAAGGGAAGCCCAGUAUUUUCUACUAUUCUUGUUUUUUUUUUUUUACUAUGGCAAGACAAUAAAUGCAGUUUUAGUGGGCUUGGUUGGCUGAUAAUGUCUCUGUACCUUCAAGUUUUCACCAAAGCAAAAAGGUACAUCCCAAGUAACACACUCUGUGCUGUGGCUCUAUUUGGUCCAGGAAAUUAGGCUACAUUAGGCUUUUGUAUACCAAGUGUCAGUUUGGGCAAUGUGGUAAAGAUUCUUAAUUUAAAUUAUAUCUACUUGGUUUCCUCCCAUUCUCACUUUAAGUGACAUUAAGGAGCGUGCUGUUCUGCAGGUCUAGUGGACAGUAAUGUGGCUGUACUUAGUGAAGUCAACUGGGAGCUCAUUUGUGAGCUCUUGAUAAGGAAUUUGGAAAAAAGCAAAAAGUGUUGAAGAAACAGGGGAUUUAACAUUUCAGUUUAUUGAACAUGCCAAAACAGCACUGCCAUCUGUGUUCGUUGUUUGGCCUGCUCUGUGAUGAGAGUGCGGCUCUCGGGAGGGCUGCUUGCACUUCGCGUGUGGUUCCCAGUGACAGUUCUUACUCCUGAAAUACGCAGGAAUCCUCUCCUUUGCCGCUUUAAUUUGUGCGUCCUUUUCACUUUUCCGUUGUCCUUUCCAAAGCAUCGGCUGUCUCCUUUCAGAUGGUGAUAAACUGUUGAGUGUAUUUAUUUUAGAAUGUCUUAGACAUGAUUGCCUAAAUAAAAGCCCUCUGUUGAUCUACAACGCUAGAAGAGAAUUUAGGAAGAUUUCUCAAAAGGUUUUUAAGAGAGCAGAACUGGGAUUCUCAGUAUUUGCAGUGUGGAAUUCCUGCCCCCAUCUUAUUACGUGACUGAAAACGUCUUUUGUCUCUGAAGUGUAUUUUCUUCAGCGGUUCCCAGUACAAAAUAUGGACAGAAGACAUUUUUACUUUCGUCACUCGGGGUGUAGUGACAUCUAGAUGUUAACCAUUGCCCUGCGUGGUACUCAGUAUAGUCAUUUAAGUAAAAAUGCUCCCUCCAUUCUAUUUUCUUGGCCUUUGUUUUCAAGGUUAAACUUUCUAACUUAAGAAUUAAGUAUGUGUUCAGGACGCGGUUGUCUAGGCCUUCUUGGAAAGCAGGGUUCAUACCGAUAGGACGUGGAAUGAGUCAGAAUUUUCAGAACGUACAAUAUAAAGGCAGCAGUCAAAACACUGUCAGAAUUCUAAUUGGCCACUGUGGAAACAGUAACUCGGUUAUUGUUUAAAUAAGAGACGUUAAUUCCAGUGAAGGCCAGACUGUUUUUAAAACACCCAGUGGGAAGCAGAAGGUUGGAUCCAAGCCCUUGUUCAGAUUUGGUGCCUGAUAAGGCGGGUUUUUUCUUUUUGCAGUCUUUAUUAUUAUUUUUGUCAACUAUUGUAACCAGAUAGCUGUUGUGUUUUAAAAUUUAAAGGAACAAGAUUGAAAUUGUAAAUACUUUGUAAGCAUAAGCAUUUGUACUUGAAUAGUAGGAUUUUAAAGGGCACUGAUACCCUACCAAACAAAAGGCAUAAUAAAAUGACCUUUUUAUAUAUUUU